Theobroma cacao (cacao) is the source of this 1260-nucleotide messenger RNA. Its product is annotated as transport/golgi organization-like protein (DUF833). Lineage: Eukaryota; Viridiplantae; Streptophyta; Magnoliopsida; Malvales; Malvaceae. The record is from RefSeq and is a predicted model, not a curated record.
ACAAAAAAAUUCGAAGCCUUCAAAAUCUGGUGGUUUAGCUUUUUUUUGGAGGGGAAAUCUCAACUCGGAGAGAUCAUGUGCAUUGCGGUGUUUAUGUGGGAAGCUCACCCACUCUACCCUUUCCUUUUAUUUCUCAACAGAGACGAGUACCACAGCAGGCCGACAGAGCCAUUGGGAUGGUGGGAGGGUGGGGAGAUUCUAGGAGGAAGAGAUGGAGAGGCUGGAGGUACAUGGUUGGCUUUCUCGAGGGAUGGAAGGUUGGCCUUUAUCACCAACGUUAGGGAACUCCAAUCUAUUCCUCGAGCUAAAAGCAGAGGACACCUCCCUGUUCGUUUCUUGCAGAUAAGCACAAGUCCGUGUGAGGCUCUCCAAGAUUGGAAAGGCCAAUUAAAGCUUGUUCCCAGUUUCUUUAAUUGCCAGAGCAAAGAUUAUAUGGGUUCUUGUCUUGGGGAACUACUGGGAAGCAAGAAGAAGCCCAUUGAAUUUGCUGAAGAAGUGGUGAAGGAGGCAAAUGAAUAUAAUGGGUUCAACCUGAUAUUGAUUGAUCUUUGUUCAAAAUCCAUGGUUUAUGUAACAAACAGACCAAAGGAAAAUGGCAACUUUGUCACAGAGGUUUCACCUGGGAUCCAUGUGCUAUCAAACGCAAGCCUAAACUCACCUUGGCCCAAGGCUCAACGGUUGGGUCAUAGUUUCAAGGAGGUCUUGGCAAGGUACGGGGAAGAUGAACUUCCCCUUAAAGAGACGGUUGCAGAACUGCUGAUGGACAGGACGAAAGAUGAUUCAAGCAUGCUACCAGGCAUAUUUCCUCCUGAGGUUGAAUACCAUUUAAGUUCCAUAUAUAUAGAUGUCAGUCGUCCCCAGGGGCGUUAUGGCACCAGAAACCAGUCCGCGUUGUCUGUGAAAUCAAAUGGGGAGGUCUGCUUUCAUGAAAGAUAUCUGGAGAAGGAUCUCUGGAAAGAGCAGACGGUAACUUACCAAAUAGAGAUGGCAAAAUAGAUCAUCGGCUACACAGCCUACACUCAUGAGGAAGUGACUGAACUUGUGAUAAUAAUUUCCUUGUUUUCUUUUUGCUGUCGCCUUAUAAUCAUGGAAUGGUUAUCAAAUCGUUCAAAUUCUCAACUUUAGAGUAACUAUAAAAACAGAUAAGUUACUCCUCAGAAAAAUUUGUUGGGAAAUUUGACUGCUUUCUGAAUUUCUUCAAAACUAGACGAAUGCCUAUCACUCUUGAAGGUGAUCACUUCAACUUUUACCCCGAUUUUA